Molecule: messenger RNA, 2112 nt
Organism: Salvelinus sp. IW2-2015
Lineage: Eukaryota; Metazoa; Chordata; Actinopteri; Salmoniformes; Salmonidae
Source: RefSeq, a predicted model, not a curated record
CCUGUGCACUACCUUGACCGUUUCUAAAAGGCUAUGAGCGCAGAACCGGGAGUUGAACAAGUUGAACUGCUGAGCAGUCUUGUUUUUACAGAAAAAACAACUGUGUAAAUACUUUGGUAGCUACACGUUUUAUCUAUAGGAAAUUGUAUUUUAUUUUCAGUUUUGAACGGAAAACUGUUUUCUUUCGCAGAAGGGGAGAAAGUGGGGAACGUUUUCUUUUCGUACUCUUCGUAGCCAUACAACCACUUGUCGAAGAAUUGGGAAUAUCCAUGGUGGAGUUUACAGCCUAUUCGUACUGCUACCCCGGAGGGAACAGCGAGCCUCGAGAGUAAUCGCCGAGAUUGUAACUUCAUUUUUUUUACGCUUGACUUGACAAGCAAUCAUACACCUGUUGCAAAAGAGAGGCUGGGAAUAAGACUGGGUGGCAAGUUGACCAUCACAGGAGCUGUGAAGCAGGGCCACCCUGAACUUCAGCUAACUCUUUUCAUUUUCUACUUUUGAGCGAGAAGAAAUGACUGAGAAAAAGAACGGAGGCGCGGGGGUGACCUUCCUGACCCCAUGUCGCGUGGCGGGCAUGUGUCUGAUCGUGGUGCUACUGGGGGGGAUUGGAGCUACUGUCUGGGCUGUAGUAACGUUUUGUAUCAGAGAAGAAGACACAGGAUUAUAUGAUGUCCAGGUGAACUCCAAUCCAAGCUCGGACCUACGUCUCCGGGUGUUUGACUCGGCCGAGCGACGGUGGAGACACCUCUGUUCCUCAGAGGCCAACCAGCUCCUGGCCAACAUCAGCUGUGAGGAAAUGGGCUUUGUCAGCAUGGUGAAUUACUCCGUGUCCAGUAUCCCUGAAGGCAGUAACGACCGUGAGGAGUUUUUCUGUGUCAAAGAGAAGGAGCUGACAUAUGGCAAGAAGAUCAAAGAGUCUCUAUAUCCCUGUGACUGUGAAACUGGCCAGGUCCUAAGUCUGCUUUGUCAAGCGCAGCCCACUGUCCGACAGAGGAACCGUCAGGUGUCUCGAUGGAGGGUGUUACUGGGCUCCAUCUACAACAAGCUCACCCAUAAGAAUGUUAGAGUUCUUGAGGUAAAGACUGUGGUGUACCACAGCAGCUACCUGCCCUUCGUAGACCCCAACAUAGACGACAACAGCAGAGACAUCGCUGUCCUGGCUCUGGCCCAGCCUUUGCACUUCACAGUGUUCAGGUACUCUGCUGACGUUCUUCAGGAGGCUAACGUGCCGAUCAUCAACGACGCUGUCUGUAACGCCCCUGAUUACUAUGACAACCAGAUCACCACCAGCAUGUUCUGUGCUGGCUUUGAGAAGGGUGGUACCGAUGCCUGUCAGGGRGACAGCGGGGGCCCGUUUGUGGCUGAGGACUCCCUGUCCAAGGCCAGCCGCUACCGCCUGCUGGGGGUGGUGAGCUGGGGAACAGGCUGUGCCAUGGCCAAGAAGCCUGGCGUCUACACCAGAGUGUCCCGCUUCCUACCCUGGAUCUCCUCAGCCAUGAGGACGUAUCACAAUUCACCAGGAGUACACAAAAUGGCGCGUACAUGGGAGCACUGACCAUACCUUUAAGGGAUCAGAAAUGACCAAAAUAUUAUCCCUUCAGACUUACUGCACUUCACCUGUUCAAAACCCCCAUCCUAUUAGGGGAACCUUGUGCAAAAAUCGGAUGUAGAGGUAAAUCCAGCUAGAUUACCUGAGGAAACCCUUUGAAGUGGUAGCUUGACCAAAUAAUAAUCAAUAGGUGUAUGGUCUUGUGAAAUGAGAAAGCGUCAAAUGAAAAUACUUAUGGGACAUGCAUGACAAAGUCAUAGAAAAUCACCACUCUGCCAGCCAAUGUGCAGAUUGUACUGUCGUAUGGGGAUUAUUUGUAUGUCAUUAAAGGGUUCAUUUUUGUAUUCAGGGUUUCCUUAGAGUUUGACUCUUUUCAGGUGCAACCAACUUAUGACACACAACAAGCCUGUGUAUCAAAAUGUAUUGCUCAAACAGAUGUUAAAAAACAUUCUGGAUGGUUUUGCCAUGAAGUUUCUCCUUUAUAUUAUUCCCUUGAACAAAUAAUGCCAAAGUUACUGAAGAGAUUUUAACAUAGACAACAUGUAGCUGAAAUUYCMURAKAC